This is a messenger RNA of Hyla sarda, 7531 nucleotides long. Its product is annotated as oocyte zinc finger protein XlCOF7.1-like. The transcript has 12 exons. NCBI's taxonomy places the organism in Eukaryota, Metazoa, Chordata, Amphibia, Anura, Hylidae. The record is from RefSeq and is a predicted model, not a curated record. Gene Ontology annotation, biological process: regulation of DNA-templated transcription. Bases 795 to 4505 code for a protein of 1236 amino acids.
UUGGCGUGCAGCUGUUGUAUUAUAGCCCUGAAAGUGUCUAAUAAACCUGGCUUGCUGGAAAUGAAGCGGCGAUCUGUAUCAGAGCCGGGAGAAUAAUUCACCUCAGAAGCCGGGAUGUCUGGAUAAUCUCUUUACUGAAGACGUGUCAGGUCCAGAAAUACAAAUGACGCUUCAGAUGACAGAACAGCAGAAACUUGUGAGGAGAUUUAUCAAAACCUGUGCAGAGGAGACGUUACCCAGUCGCCCAUAGCAACCAAUCAGAUCGCUUCUUUCAUUUUUGAAAAGGCCUCUAGAAACUGAAAGAAGCGAUGUGAUUGGUUGCUAUGGGCGACUGGUCAACUUCUCCUCUAAGAUAAAUCUCCCCCUUGGUUUACACUUAUACAGAAGGAGCUUGGUGAGUGGGUACCCCGGGCUGUAUACAAUUAUCUGGGCACUCUGCUGACGAGGCUCCAGUACUGGGCACCUCUGAUGUCUAUACAGGGGCCGUGUAUACCUGAAGACCCUCUCUACCUCACCCGCUGAGCUAGACACCACUGACCUGAGGGCGUCCAUCAGGGACCCAAGACACUCGUCCAUCACAGGGACAGAUACGGCCCUGAGGAUUCCCGAACCUUCACCCACUUACUACAGGGAUCUAGUCCUAAAGUCCCUUCAGUUAUGGCUCCAUCUCAGCAGAGGGAAUCAUCAGUCAGGUUGUAGCUGAAUCUGGAUCUGGUGGGUAAAGGUUUCUCCAAUCCAGGAUCCUCUGCUGAUAUCUUCUCUAUAAGAGAAUUCUCCUGGAUGACCCAUCAACCAUGGAGAGAGACAGGAACAAGAUGGCCGACAGGAUCAUAAACCUCACCCUACAGAUAGUCUUCCGGCUUACUGGAGAGGAUUACACAGUAGUGAAGAAGUCCUCUAGUGGGCGCUGUCUGGCCCCUAUGUGUGAAGGAUGGGGAAGAACCCUGAGCCCAAUCCCGAGGCCCCCACCUCACUCCCUGAUACAUGAGGAAAUGGAUGAACAGAAGAUCCUAGAACUCAUCAACAAGAUGAUGGAGCUGCUGACUGGAGAGGGAGAAGAUCCGAACAUUAUUAAUGCUCCAGAGACAGAUGUGAGCGGUGAUGAGCAGUAUACGGAGAACAUUCCUACAGGGAACGAUCUGAUCUAUAUUAAUGCUACAGACAUAAAGAAAGAAAAAGAGACAGAUGUGAGCAGUGAUGAGCAGUAUAAGGAGGACAUUCCUUCUGGGAAAGAUCUGAACUAUCUUAAUACUACAGACAUAAAGAAAGAAGAAAAAGAGACAGAUGUGAGCGAUGAUGAGCAGUAUAUGGAGGACAUUCCUACAGGUAACCAUCCAGAUUCUUGUAGCAGGAGAUCAGAGGAGAAUCUUAUAUCUUCAGAUUAUAAAGCAGAUGAUGAUAUCACACAAGAUACAUAUGAAGAACAUUCCAUUAUCCCAGAUACACCCUCAGCCCUUCACAGCCAAGAUCUGUCAUCUCAUCCUUAUAUACAGGUCCUGUCUUCUCAUUCAUCACAGGAUGUUCAGGAAAACAAAAGUCACAGAAGGGGUGUUGGACAUCUAAGAUAUUGUGAAAGGGAAAAGCAAUAUUCAUGUUCAGAAUGUGAGAAAUGUUUUUUUCACCAUGCAUGGCUUGUUAAACACAGAAGAACUCACACAGGGGAAAAGCCAUUUUCAUGUUCAGAAUGUGGAAAAUGUUUUAGUCAGCACUCAAAUCUUGUUCAUCAUAAAAGAACUCACAAAGGGGAGAAACCAUUUCUAUGUAUGGAAUGUGGAAAAUGUUUUGCUGAGAAAUCAAAUCUUGUUCAACACAAAAGAAUUCACACAGGAGAGAAGCCAUUUUCAUGCUCAGAAUGUGGGAAAUGUUUUACUGAGAAAUCAAGUCUUGUUAAACAUCAAAGAACUCACACAGGAGAGAAGCCAUUUUCUUGCUCAGAAUGUGGGAAAUGUUUUACUCAGAAAUCAAAUCUUGUUCAACACAAAAGAACUCACACAGGAGAGAAGCCAUUUUCAUGCUCAGAAUGUGGGAAAUGUUUUACUGAGAAAUCACAUCUUGUUAAACAUCAAAGAACUCACACAGGAGAGAAGCCAUUUUCAUGUGCAGAAUGUGGAAAAUGUUUCACUGAGAAAUCAAAUCUCGCUAGACAUCAAAGAAAUCAUUUUCGUGUUCAGAAUGUUGAAGUCGUUUUAAUCAGCAAUCAAGACUACACGGUGGAACUCAACAUUACACAUGUUGGACCGCCUGUACAAGCAACACAAAAGAAAAAGCUAAUGGUGUUGAUUGAACUAGGAGGGAUGGAGAGUUCCCAUCUGGCUGGCAGCAGUAAGGAUGUUAUCCUUGAGGAGGAGAACUUGGAUAAAGAGGUAGAGAAAGUGGGACCUGAGGAGGAGGAGGGAGAUUUGGCGAUGGACUCUGUGGAAAAGAUAGGGUACGAGGACCAUGACCAACCUUGGCAGUAUGGGAUGAAGGCAGCACAAGUCGGGCCCACAGCUGAGCUGGAUUACACAGUAGUGAAAAAGUCCUUUAGUGGGCGCUGUCGGGCCCCUGUGUGUGACGGAUGGGGAAGAACCCUGAGCCCAAUCCCGGGGCCCCCACCUCACUCCCUGAUACAUGAGGAAAUGGAUGAACAGAAGAUCCGAGAACUUAUCAACAAGAUGAUGGAGCUGCUGACUGGAGAGGUUCCUAUAAGGUGUCAGGACGUGGCGGUCUAUUUCUCCAUGGAGGAGUGGGAGUAUGUAGAAGGACACAAGGAUCAGUACAAGGAUCAGGUCAUGAUGGAGGAUCAGCAGCCCCUCACAUCACCAGUCAGAUCCAGUAAGAGAACAGCACCAGAGAGGUGUCCCCGUCCUCUUCUUCCACAGGAUGAUCAGGGAGAAGAUCUGAACAAUAUGAAAGCUCCAGAGACACAUGUGAGCGGUGAUGAGCAGUAUAAGGAGGACAUUCCUACAGGGAGAGAUCUGAUCUAUAUUAAUGCUACAGACAUAAAGGAAGAAGAAGAGACAGAUGUGAACAGUAAUGAGCAGUAUAAGGAGGACAUUCCUACAUGGAAAGAUCUGAUCUAUAUUAAUACUAUUGACAUAAAGAAAAAAGAAGAGACAGAUGUGAGCAGUGAUGAGCAGUUUGAGGAGGACAUUCCUACAGGGAAAGAUCUGAUCUAUAUUAAUACUAUAGACAUAAAGAAAAAAGAAGAGACAGAUGUAAGCAGUGAUGCGCAGUAUGAGGAGGACAUUCCUACAGGGAAAGAUCUGAUCUAUAUUAAUGCUACAGACAUAAAGGAAGAUGUAGAGACAGAUGGGAGCAGUGAUGAACAGUAUAAGGAAGACAUUCCUACAUGGAAAGAUCUGAUCUAUAUUAAUCCUAGAGACAUGAAGAACGAAAAAGAGACAGAUGUAAGCAGUGAUGAGCAGUAUAAAGAAGCCAUUCCUACAGGUAACUGCCCAGAUUCUUGUAGCAGGAGAUCAGAGGAGAAUCUUAUAUCUUCAGAUUAUAAAGCAGAUGAUGAUAUCACACAAGAUACAUAUGAAGAACAUUCCAUUAUCCCAGAUACACCCUCAGCCCUUCACAGCCAAGAUCUGUCAUCUCAUCCUUAUAUACAGGUCCUGUCUUCUCAUUUAUCAGAGGAUGUUCAGCACAAUAAGGAGAAGCCAUUCUCAUGCUUAAAAUGUGGAAAAUGUUAUACUAAGAAAUCAAAUCUUGUUAAACAUCAACGAAUUCACACAGGAGAGAAACCAUUUUCAUGUUCAGAAUGUGGGAAAUGUUUCACUGACAAAUCAAAUCUCGCUAAACAUCAAAUAAAUCACACAGAGGAGAAGCCAUUUUCAUGUUCAGAAUGUGGAAAAUGUUUUCUUGACAAAUCAAAUCUUGCUCAACAUCGAAGAACUCACACAGGGGAGAAGCCAUUUUUAUGUUUACAAUGUGGAAAAUGUUUUACUAAGAAAUCAAACCUUGAUCAACAUCGAAGAACUCACACAGGGGAGAAGCCAUUUUUAUGUUCAGAAUGUGGAAAAUGUUUUGCUAAGAAAUCAAAUCUUGUUCAACAUCGAAGAACUCACACAAGGGAGAAGCCAUUUUCAUGUGCUAAAUGCGGGAAAUGUUUUACUGAGAAACCACAACUUGUUCUACAUCAAAGAACUCACACAGGAGAGAAGCCAUUUUCGUGUUCAGAAUGUGGGAAAUGUUUUACUGACAAAUCACAUCUUGUUCAACACCAAAGAACUCACACAGGGGAGAAGCCAUUUUCAUGUUCAGAAUGUGGGAAAUGUUUUACUGAUAAAUCAAAUCUCAUCCAACAUCAAAGAACUCACACAGGAGAGAAACCAUUUUCAUGCGCAGAAUGUGGGAAAUGUUUCAUUCAGAAAUCAAUUCUAGUUCUACAUCAAAGAACUCACACAGGAGAGAAGCCAUUUUCAUGCUCACAAUGUAGGAAAUGUUUUUCUCGGAAAUCAGCUCUCCUUCAGCAUCAAAGAACUCACACAGGAGAGAAGCCAAUUCGGAUCAACAAAUGAAGCAGAUAACACAUCUAUAUAUUAACCAUGUACAUAGGAUAUCUGACAUUUAUACAUAUAUCAUAUACUGCAUCUCCAAACUUGUUACCAAUUGAUAAUAAAAGUUUUCUUUUUAGAACGUAGUCACCGAUCCAGCGAUGUCAUCACUAUAGUUUACAUGGUAGGAGAAGAGUGUUUGUUUGUUUUUUAAGAGUCGAGUCAUGUGCUUAUUAUCACCUCAAGAGCAAGAAAAAUUACAAACGUGUAACACUAAAAAAAAAAAGUGCACAAAGGAUGCGGUCUAUCGCAAAGCUCUUUUCCUACAGGAGAGAGGCCUCCGACAAACCUUAACCUUAGGGCCAAAAGGCAUCUGCAAGGAUUGCCAGGAACCCAGAAGGACCUCGCAGCGAUGCUACUAAGGGGCCACAAAUGCACCUGUUCUCAACCUAGGCAUUAACCAAGGUACCAGCCAAGGAGCCGUAUACUGAUGGCAUCUCGACCGAAGCCAAGAUGCCCGGGGGGUGCAGGGAGGUGAGGAACCUGAUGGUCACACACACCUCCCCUAGACCGCCAGGAGGGACACCCAGAAGGGCAACCGCAUCCUGACAAAUUCUGUGUAUGAAAAAAACACAAAGUGCCACAAUGACAAACAAAAUAAUAAGAGGAUGAUGCAGAUAUACUGCCCGGUCAUCCGGCCGAAUCGAUACAUUUUCUCUGAUCCUAACCGGAAGGCCGGGAUACCAAGGGUGAGUGCCAAAAGGUGAAGAGUUUAAUGGGGCAGAGCUUCAACUCUUUUUUUUUUUUUUUAAGUUAACCCUCAGAACUAAAUCAUAGGCCUCAGCCGGACAGGGAACAGACACUGACCUGUUCGUGGAUUACAAUCUUUCGUCUCUCGCUGGAAACGAGCGCUACCAAGCACCGCUUCUUUGUGGAACCAGGAUUCCACUGUCCUUUUCCUUAUACCAGACGUCCAGGACCAGUUCCUGAGACGAACGGGUGCCCAGCAGCUCUUCCACCACUACCUCCCAGGGAUCUGGGAAAUAAGCUUUCAACGGUGUUGUGUCUGUAACACAACACCCCCAGGUGAGCGCACCAGUCUUUGUUCACCUGUGUAUCUCCUAUACAUACAGAAUCAUGGCACAUUAGUGCGCUCUCUUUUCUGUUUCCUUUUUUUGCAUAUACUCGAGUCUUCGCUGUGAUAUUGUUCAUAGUCCAAGAAUAACUAAACCACCUUCUUCUAUCGGCCGUCCGAAGGCCGAUUUUGUCAUCCUUCUGGAGUUUUUUUUUUAGGGCUCUUCUUUAAUUUCUACUGAGAUUGUCCGGAAAUAUUGGUAAAUUUGUAAAUUUGUUAAAUUCUUCGGAUACCAUCUGUUGGAACACUUCAAUAUUAGGGCCUUGAGACUGUAAAGGAUAACAUUUUAAUGGCGGUCGCAGUUGCUGAUAUUUUAUUCCAUCUUCAGAGGUGAAGGAAUCUAUAUUCAGAUCUGUAUCUCCAGUGUUCUUAGGUUUCUGUAGUGUCGUUGGAGGGUUAGUCUCUAACAAAUCUUUGGAAAUCGAGAUAAAGUUGAAAUGAAUCACUUCUCUUGGGGCAAAAGGAUAAGCCUUUUUUCAAUAGGCUUAUUUCUGCAGGGGUGAGCUUGUAGGAAGAAAUAUUAUAGAUAUAUAUGGAAUUUUCUUUUUCUUUUCCUGAUCCAUUAAAUUUUCAGUGUUUAAUUUUCCUUUUUUUUUUUUGCCACUACGGCAACCUCUUUUUCUUCUCCUUUUUUUCCUUUUUACACUUUGUGGCAGAAACAGAUCUGGAAUCCUCCGUGGUUUGGUCAGGCUCAAAUCUAAACGGCCUGUACCCUGCAUCAUCCUAAACAUCCCGAUCCGCAUCACCCCCCAAUAACUCUGUAUCAUCUGAUUCCAACAACAGGUUCGAGCAGCUAAAAAAACCUACUGGAUAUACAAAAUGUUCACCAUAGCUCCAAAAGGACUUAAUGAGAUUAGUGAGGUGAUUGUCUCAACCCCUUAAUCCUAAUACUAGCUGUAUAAACUGUUUUUAUUGUUCUUAUUGAUUUCUCUGCAAUAUCCAGUUGUGAUUUGUGAAUAAUAUUUCUACAGAUACCAUCCGAUACUUUUAAAGCUAUAUGAGACUGAUUAUACACCACUUACCGUUACUUUGGUUGUUCUUCUGUUUUUUUCUGCUAAGUGAUCGCUGUACUGUCCAUUCCAGCUCUGUUUACUUUGAGUCGGAGUCUCCACCCAUUUUUUCGUGUCAAUCUGACGUAUACAUCACGUAUAGUGUCAAUCUUUACUGGUCAAACCGACCGACGCACCAUGUCAAUUAUACGUAUACUGUCACUGUUUACGGCAGACUCACCUUGUCUACCUGACCAGCAGAGGGCACUUUCCACACUGACCUUCCAUGACACUGGUAACCAUUCAUUAUUCACAUGAUAUCACAUUUAAUAUAUUUUUAUCACCCUGUAUAUUUUAAUAUUGUUCAUUAUCUAAUAUUUAUUAUUUAAUACUUGUAAUUCUGCUAUGGUUUGUUUUAAGUUGGUACUAGUUAUGCACGUAAUCCAGUGUUAUGACCCGGAACUACUUCUAUACUGUGUAAUUGUAUACUGUGUCCAUUCCUUGUACCAGUUUGUAUAUGCCUGACCGGUCCGGUCUCAAAAUGCCUUAUGUGAAGCGUUGUUUUUAUCCUUUUUUAAACAAUGUCGUGCUAUCGACUCUGCCUACUUGAUGGUCCAGCGCUAUAUACCAUGUCCCAAUUUUGAUGACCCCUGUGGUUUAAAUUUACUACAUUACUUAUCUCCGGUACCAGAUCCAUGCACCGGCGGGACCUGUGUGCAGCUGACCAUUUCUCUAUACCGCAUACUAAGGUGUUGUGCUCUUAUCAUAACACUAUCUGGUAAGAGGCACAUUUUUCCCUAUACCACAUUAUUCGUUUAUCUGACGAUCUUCACCAGGUGCGCACCACCUUGUCUUUUUUUCUUUCUCUCUAUUGCAUUGUUAUUUUGUAAUUUGUUUAUGUUUCCAAUAAUUUAUAAAAUUUUUAC